This is a messenger RNA of Bradysia coprophila, 1071 nucleotides long. RefSeq lists its product as uncharacterized. NCBI's taxonomy places the organism in Eukaryota, Metazoa, Arthropoda, Insecta, Diptera, Sciaridae. The record is from RefSeq and is a predicted model, not a curated record.
AUGGGACUCCCGCUAUCUCCAAUUUUGGCGGACAUUGUUAUGGAAAAGGUGCUCGAUCUGGCGAUUCCACAAUUCGAUUUUGUCCCGGUCUUAUUCGUCAAAUAUGUUGACGACAUGUUUACAUCUGUACCCACCAACUUUGCUCAACACACGAUCAACAUCCUGAAUUCGGUGAACCACAGAAUCCAAUUUACAAGCGAAGUUGAAAAGGAUGGACAAAUCCCGUUUUUGGACGUGAUAGUUUUCAGAAAUAAUGAUGGCACAAUUGGUACAAGAUGGUACUCUAAACCAUCCUCAUCAAAUCGGUUGCUAAAUUUUUUCUCAAACCAUCCAUUUCAACACAAAACUGGCGUCAUUGAUAAUGCAAUCAACCGCAUAUUCGGACUGAGUGAAACGACAUCACGCCAGCAGAAUACGAUCGUGGUGAAAAACAUAUUGGAAGCCAACCAUUACCCAGCACACUUGAUCAACAAGGGGAUCCGUAAAUUUUUCCAUAAGAAAAACAAUCGUGACACAACACUGAGCACAGUGUUAAAGGAACCGAUUACUUACAAGGGUAUCAGCUACAUUUCAUCUUGCUCGGUAAAUAUUGGUCGUGCAUUAUGUGAAGAAUUGGAUGACGUGAAGGUCGGCUACAAACCGUUCAAGACUAACAGAUCCAAUUUCUCACAACUGAAAGACAAAACCAAUCCACUGGAUAAGUGCAAUAUUGUUUACAAGAUUCCAUGUUGGGGCGACGGUUUUUCAAAAAACAAGUGCGAACUUUGCUACAUUGGUCAUACGGGUAACAAGUUUGGUGACAGACUAGGACAACAUCAAAAUGAUGUGAAGAAAUCAAACGACGAAGUAGAAGCUAAGAACGGUCAGACAGCUUUGGUUCGUCACUUCCAAGAUGGACAUGCGCCCGAUUUCGAAAACGCUUCAAUAUUGAUGAUGGAACCCAACGAGUUCAAGAGAAGAAUACUUGAAUCGCUAAACAUCCUGACAAAUAACUCGAUGAAUUUUAGGAAGGAUGUUGACAGUAUCAGCAAAGUGUAUCAUAACGUUUUGGACGUUAAGUUUUCGGAUUAA